Prinia subflava (tawny-flanked prinia) is the source of this 4634-nucleotide messenger RNA. It is a transcript of the gene TFAP2D, whose product is annotated as transcription factor AP-2 delta. Gene Ontology annotation, cellular component: nucleus. NCBI's taxonomy places the organism in Eukaryota, Metazoa, Chordata, Aves, Passeriformes, Cisticolidae. The transcript is spliced from 8 exons. Gene Ontology annotation, biological process: regulation of cell population proliferation; anatomical structure development; regulation of transcription by RNA polymerase II. Gene Ontology annotation, molecular function: RNA polymerase II transcription regulatory region sequence-specific DNA binding; DNA-binding transcription factor activity, RNA polymerase II-specific. The record is from RefSeq and is a predicted model, not a curated record. Bases 1808 to 3166 code for a protein of 452 amino acids.
CCCCGCUCUCGGGUGGAGCCCCGCUCCCCAGCAGCCUUCAGGAGAGGUGUGAUGUGUUCCCGCUGCCCCCCGCCCUCCGGGAUACCCGCACUUUCCCAUCUCAGACAAUGCGUUUCCAUUCCAGUCGUGUGCCUUUGUCCAUUUGUAGGAAGAAAAGAGGGCUGGGUGACAGCUCCUGUUAGCCUGCAUGAACAGAUACCAAUAAACCCUCCCAAAACCUGGACCUUAAAAAAAAAAAAUUAAAUAAAUAAGUAAAGGGGAAAGAGCGAGGCAGGGAGCCACAUGCCUCCUUGCCUCCGGCUUAUUAUUAAGACACCUUCGCAGCUUAAGCGCUUAAACGCGACCCAAAUUAAAUGGCAAUUAAGAGCAAGUUACACCCUCUCCUAUCUCCAGGCUCAUCUCGGGUGGAAGCUGGCCAUCAGCAGAGCCUCCCCGCCGGGAGGAUGCCAUUUGGGCUGGCAUCUUGGCGGAGGGUGUGUGAGCCCCCCCGCCGCCCCGAGCCCGCCCGGCAGCGGGCGGCGCCCCCGGGCGCUCCCCGGGCGGAGCCCGCAGCCGCUGCGGGGCUGGGGAGCCGCUACCUGGGGGCGCAGGGACACACAGGACUCGCUCCCCGAGUGGCAGCUCCUCGGACAGGGUGUCACUAAAUAAAUAAAUCACGUACCCCUUCAGCUUUGCAACCCGGGGCUACGCAGCCUCCGUGCGUUCCCGUCUCCAAAAUAUAUCGGCACUUGGAAAUGUCGAACCAGCUAUCAGUGGUCUUUAGCUCUCAAGUCCCCUUCCCUAUUUUUCUUUCGCCUGUCACAGCUGUAAUUCCGUAGAUCUAUAUGUAUUUUAUGUAUAAUUCCAUAAUAUCAUAUGUCACUGCAGUGAUACUUUGUGGUCUCACCCUAGUUUAAUGUUUGAAAAUGCUAUUUAAAGAAGCCUGUAAGAUAACAUAUUAGGCAGCUUUAAAAGCAGGUUGGAGUGUGGGGUGGACUUAAAUUCGAUGUAAAUGAAAGGGUAAAAAAAAAAAAAAACCAAACCCAAACCAAAACAAACCACAUAGUUUUCAUUUAGGAAAAAAAAAAAUACACUUAAACAGACACACAUACAAAUGUGCAAUCUUAGAUUCUGGUCAGUAUUUAAAAGCAGUAUAAUCAACAGGAAGGAGCACUUACCUAUUGAAAAGGAUGGUUUAAUAAUAUGUAUUUAUAUAUAUUAGCUUUAUGUCUUCCCAAUAAAAUGUACACAAAAUAGCCCCUUCGAUCAGAUUAGUUCCCAUAUUAGCCUGGGUAAGAAAAAGCAUUCUAAAGAGUGGAGGAAAAAAUGUAUAAAAAUGUUGAAAGAACCUACAGUUCCUUAUUAGGCGAAGAUACAAUAUUUAUUCCUUGUCUCCUGGGAUGAAGCUCCUCUAUCUAUUGUCCUCCCAGUUCUCAGUGCUGAUGCUUAAUUUUCAAAACUUCUAUAUUACCAAGGGACCUACGACAUCAGCCAAAGAAAUACCCAGCAAGUACAAAAUCUGAUCCAGGGAGCAGCUUUUGUGCAGAGGGAAAAUUUUGUUCCUACAGGUUUUUAAGGAGGUGCAUGGAAAAGCGAGAGAUCUGAUCUAUGCAGAUACAUUGCAAAUUCUCUCUGUCUGUAGAGAUUUUUUUCUAAAAAAAAUUGGGGAAAUACAUGAACUUUGGAUUUUUCAAUUUUUUCCCUUUUUUUUUUUUUUUUUUUUUUUUUUUUUUUAAUUUGGAGAGGGGACUUUUAUCCACAGUUGGGUUGUGGUUUUUUUUUCCUCUUCCUUUUUUUUUUUUUUUUUUUUUUUUCGGAGAACCAAAAAAUGUCAACUACCUUUCCAGGUCUCGUCCACGAUGCAGAGAUACGUCAUGACGGAUCAAACAGUUACCGUUUGAUGCAGCUUGGAUGCCUGGAGUCUGUGGCCAACUCGACCGUCGCCUAUUCCUCCUCAUCUCCUCUCACUUACUCUACCACGGGCACCGAGUUCGCCUCCCCGUACUUCUCCACUAACCACCAGUACACCCCACUGCACCACCAGUCCUUCCACUACGAGUUCCAACACAGCCACCCGGCCGUCAACCCCGACGCUUACUCCUUGAACUCUCUCCACCACUCCCAGCAGUAUUACCAGCAGAUCCACCAUGGAGAACCCACUGAUUUUAUCAACCUGCACAAUGCGCGGGCACUCAAGUCCUCCUGCUUGGACGAGCAGAGGAGAGAGCUGGGGUGCUUAGAUGCUUACCGCCGCCACGACCUGUCUCUUAUGAGCCAUGGAUCCCAAUAUGGGAUGCAUCCAGAUCAAAGACUCCUGCCAGGACCAAGCCUCGGGCUUGCAGCCUCGGGAGCAGACGAUUUGCAGAGCUCAGUGGAGGCCCAGUGUGGACUUGUACUCAACGGGCAAGGAGGUGUGAUAAGAAGAGGUGGCACCUGUGUUGUCAACCCCACCGACCUGUUCUGCUCCGUCCCUGGCCGCCUGUCUCUGCUCAGCUCCACGUCCAAGUACAAGGUGACCAUCGCGGAGGUGAAGAGGCGCCUCUCGCCGCCGGAGUGCCUCAACGCCUCCCUCCUCGGAGGCAUUUUGAGAAGAGCAAAAUCCAAGAACGGAGGACGCUGCUUGCGAGAAAAAUUAGACAGGCUUGGACUGAAUUUGCCUGCAGGAAGAAGAAAAGCAGCAAAUGUCACACUCCUGACUUCCCUGGUAGAAGGGGAAGCACUACAUUUGGCCAGAGAUUUCGGCUACACCUGUGAAACAGAGUUCCCUGCCAAGGCAGUGGGAGAGCACAUUGCCAGACAGCACAUGGAACAGAAAGAGCAGACAGCGAGGAAAAAGAUGAUCCUAGCGACAAAACAAAUAUGUAAAGAAUUCCAAGACCUUCUAAGUCAAGACAGAUCACCCCUCGGAUCCUCCAGACCAACUCCAAUAUUAGACCUCGACAUCCAGAGACAUUUAACACAUUUCAGUUUGAUCACUCAUGGUUUUGGAACUCCUGCAAUAUGUGCUGCCCUAAGCACUUUCCAAACUGUUCUCAGUGAAAUGCUGAACUACUUGGAAAAGCACACGUCGCACAAAAACGGCGGAGCGGCGGAAUCCGGCCAAGGACACGCCAACUCGGAGAAAGCCCCCCUGCGGAAAACUUCAGAGGCUGCUGUGAAAGAGGGCAAAACAGAAAAGACAGACUAGCUACAUCAAACAGAAUCUAUUUCGAGAGAGUCUUGCUGCUGAUAUUUUUUUUAAAUAUAUAUAUCAUUGAGGGCAAUUUAUCUCCGGUGGACCAAAUCCCAAAAAAAAAAAAGGAAAAAAAAAAAAAAAAAGAAAAAAAGAAAAAAAAAAGGGAGGGGGUGGGGGGAAGAAAAAAUAGUAAAAAGAAAAUGAAAAGAAAAUAAAACAGGAAGAUUAAAACAGAGAGAAAGAGAGAGCGUGAGAGAGGAAAGUAUUCAACCCUAAGAACAGCAGUGUACAGUAAUUGUGUGAUGAAAUUGUCACUUUUUUAAAAUUUAUGUUGCUCUAAACUGCUUUUUUGUGCACGUAGUACUUGAUUGUUCUGAAUGAUACACUAACACUGUUUUUUAUAAGCACUUCUGGACUUGGCUGAGGUGGCACAUGAAAUUUGAAGCACUUUCUUCUCUGCCAGCAGAGUUAGGGUCAGUGCAUCAGUUGUGGGACGUGCAGUUCCAGCAUCCUGACUUUGCUUGCAUGCUGGAUAGAUUGAAAGAAGGGCUUCCUCUGGUCCAUUGGAAAUGCCUAUCUCCUCACUGUUGGGAAAACAAUAUGGAAAUCUGGCAAAAGAGGAGUUCUUGGGUCAUGGGACAAAUGAGCUGUCCUGUACAUGGGAAUGUACAAUAAAGCUGCACUGGAGUGAGGCCAGAACCUGCUGGGAAUCUGUCCUGACCAUUCAAGCAGGAGCCAUGGCAUCUCUUGUGAAAAUAGCAUGGCAGACUAAAAGGAAAACAAACCUUGAUAGUCUCAGUAAGAGCCCUGAUCCCUCUGUGAACUUCAGUUUAAAUGACAGCAUGGGCUUCUGUCCUCUUUUUUUAAGUCCCUGUCCCAGAGCACUCUGCCAUACCUGGGUCUCUGUUCAACAUAAUCAAAACAGGCAAUUGGAGUCACCUUUUGUGUUGCCUUGAUUUUGUGAUGCUUUCCUUUCUUCAACAGUUUGUUUCUGCAGCUUUAUAGUCUUUAUAAAUCCAGCUGAGGUGCAGAGGUCUAACCGAAUCCACUCACUGGAAAUAAAAUAAAAACAAAAUUACAAAUAAGACAGAUUGGCUUAGUCCACAGCAGCUGAGUGGUAAUAACCUUGCUAAUGUACUUUUGAAAUGUUACUUUACCACCUACCACACAUCUUCACACAGAAAACAUGGGAGAUGUAUUCUGAACUCAAGAUUCUUUGAGUCUAGGGACUUUAUCUAACUCCUUCUUCAACAAGACCUUUAUUCUACUCUUUUUCUUGUUUCUCUGACAACACCUUAUUGAGAAAUGGUAGGAAGGAAUGGUAUUACUGGGAGGGCUUGAUGUUGUCCAUCUAAACUCUAUUUAGGAUCAGCAGAACCAGACCUUUUCUUCCAAGGGACAAUUCAACUCUUUCUGUGAUAGGAAAAAAUAUAGUUGUCCAUGUGUAAAUGUUUAGAGCUGUUUGAGAUGUUUUAGGUGU